Bicyclus anynana (squinting bush brown) is the source of this 2225-nucleotide messenger RNA. Its product is annotated as ESF1 homolog. Bases 133 to 2211 code for a protein of 692 amino acids. Gene Ontology annotation, biological process: rRNA processing. Gene Ontology annotation, cellular component: nucleus. Lineage: Eukaryota; Metazoa; Arthropoda; Insecta; Lepidoptera; Nymphalidae. The transcript has 8 exons. The record is from RefSeq and is a predicted model, not a curated record. Gene Ontology annotation, molecular function: RNA binding.
UGAAUUUUGACAUUUGUGAAUGGCGAUCAGAUUUUUAGGUUAGAGUUUAUUAUCUUACGCGGUAUUGUAUUGUAUUACAUUUUUAAAGCUAAUAUUUGCUAUUGCUACUGUUUGAGGGAUUAUUAUCGAAAAAUGAAUGAUAUAUUGAAAGACAGUCGCUUCGCGAAGUAUCUUAAUGAUCCACGAUACAGACAAAUCCCGAAACAUGAAAGGAAAGUUAAGAUUGAUAAAAGAUUUCAGUCUAUGUUCAGUGACGAAAAGUUCAAAGUGAAAUAUACAGUUGAUAAACGAGGACGGCCUGUGAAUGAAACAUCUACGGAGAAUUUACGUAAAUAUUAUGAUGUAGAAGAAUCAGAGGACAGUACGGAUGAAGAAUCUAAUGAUGUAGACUGCAAGACCCAGGAAAGUAACAGCUCAGCUAAAGAAACCGACUCACGACCUGGCCGUUUUGUAAAAAGGUUGCCCAGCGAUAGUGAAGAAGACGAAACAAGUCUUAAUAUAAAUGAUAAAUUAACCAGAGGCAAUUUAGACUCUAAGACUAAGAAACGAUUAUUAGACUUAGACAUUGACUAUGCUCGUGGAGAAGGAGUGCUAAUGACCGACUCCUCUAGUGAGGAAGAAGCCAGUGAGAGCGAGGAUGACAGUGACUUAGAGCAUGAGUGGGGCGAGCUUGAUGCUGAUGCAGAAACUACUGAUGAAUCAACCAAAAGACUAGCAAUCUGUAACAUGGACUGGGAUAACAUAAAAGCAACAGAUUUAAUGGUUCUGCUCAGUUCCUUCUUACCUCCUGGAGGUAUAAUUCAUCACAUAACUAUAUAUCCCUCAGAAUAUGGUCUAAAGAGAAUGCAAGAAGAAGAUAUAAGAGGCCCUAUUGAACUGACACAAGAUAAAACUGAUGAUUGUAAACUUUCUGACAAUGGAGGAAAUGAAGAAGGGUCCACAUAUCACAUGGAGAAGCUCCGUCGGUACCAGCUGAACCGGCUGAAGUACUACUACGCGGUGGUGGAGUGCGACUCGGUGGCGACGGCAGACAAACUGUACGCCGAGUGCGACGGCAUGGAGUACGAGAGCAGCGCCACCAAGCUGGACAUGAGGUUCAUACCCGAUGACGUCGCCUUUGACCAGGAACCUCGUGAAACAUGCCACAAGUUGCCAGAUCUAACUAAAUACAAGCCGCGUUUGUUCACAACGACUGCACUUCAGCAAGCUAAAGUGGACCUCACGUGGGACGCUACCAAUCCAAAACGAGCUGAAUUAAUCAAAAGCGCACUGGACGGAAAGGUUGACAAUUUGGACCUUCAAGAGUAUUUGGCUUCAAGUAGUGACGACGAUGAUAAUGCUGAAGAACAAAACUCAAAGUCUGAUAGUGAAGACGAAAAUGAAGACCCUAUACAGAAGUACAAGAUGCUGUUGGACGAUAUUGAGAGCAAAGAACAGAAGAAACAAAACAAAGACAUGGAAAUGGAGAUCACCUGGGGGUUGGGCGUUAAAGAUAAAGCAGAAGAACUUGUGAAGAAGAAGAUUAAUAAAGAUGAUGACAAAGAUUUGACUCCAUUUGAGAAACUGUUACAAAAAAGAAAAGAGAAGAAAAAGCAAAGGAAACUCGAGAAUAAGCAAAAGACAGAUGAGACGAAAUCAGAUUCCGAUGGAAGCUCAUCUGAUGAUAUACCUUCCGAUGUGGACAUGAAUGACCCAUAUUUUGCGGAAGAAUUUAACAAACCAGAGUUUAAAAAUAAGAAAACCAAAUCAAAAACGCAGUCCCAAAAAGAAAAUGACGACAGUAAUUCAGGCGAUGAGGAAAGAAAGAAAGCGGAAUUAGAACUUCUGAUAGAUGAAGCUGACGCUAAAGAGCACUUCAGUCUUAAGAAAAUACAAGAAGCAGAAAACAUUACUAAGAAAUCAAAAAGAAAAAGGAAACUUAAAGAAAAAAUGAAAGCGCAAAAAGAAACAGUGCCAGAUUUCGAUAUAAAUUUAGAUGAUCGCAGGUUUGCGGCAUUGUACGACUCGCAUCUGUAUAACAUUGAUCCUUCUGAUCCAAACUUCAAGAAAACCAAAAACAUGGAGAAACUGAUUCAAGAGAAAUUGAAAAGAAGACCCACAGACAGUCCUAUGACAGAAUUGAAUGCUAAAAAGUCAAAAGAGGAUGCAGAAUUAAACGUUUUAGUGAAAAAUAUAAAGCGAAAAACUAAAGAUGUAUUAUUAAAGAAAUAAAUUAUUUAAAGCUA